Messenger RNA from Tribolium madens (black flour beetle), 700 nucleotides. It is a transcript of the gene RpS24, whose product is annotated as 40S ribosomal protein S24. Gene Ontology annotation, molecular function: structural constituent of ribosome. Gene Ontology annotation, cellular component: ribosome. Bases 84 to 494 code for a protein of 136 amino acids. The transcript has 5 exons. Lineage: Eukaryota; Metazoa; Arthropoda; Insecta; Coleoptera; Tenebrionidae. The record is from RefSeq and is a predicted model, not a curated record. Gene Ontology annotation, biological process: translation.
UUCUUUUUGCUAUUCAAUCAUUUCGACCUACUCGCUACUUUCGCAGAGGGCGCUCUUUUCGUGCAGUAAUUUUUGUCAUCAAAAUGACUGAAGGCACAGCCACAAUUCGCACACGCAAAUUUAUGACCAACAGAUUGUUGUGUCGCAAACAAAUGGUUGUAGAUGUCCUACAUCCAGGUCAGCCUUCUGUUAAGAAAACAGAUAUUAGGGAAAAACUGGCCAAAAUGUACAAAGUUACGCCUGAUGUAGUUUUUGUAUUCGGUUUCCGUACAAACUUCGGCGGUGGCAAAUCUACAGGUUUUGCGUUGAUUUACGAUACGUUAGAUUUCGCGAAAAAAUUCGAGCCUAAACACAGGCUUGCUCGCCACGGUCUCUUCGAGAAGAAACAGCAGACUCGCAAACAGCGCAAAGAACGUAAGAAUAGAAUGAAGAAAGUUCGUGGUACCAAGAAGAGUAAAGUGGGUGCCGCUGCUAAGAAGGGUGGAAAGAAAUAAAUUUCUGCUGUAUUGUUUCUACUUUAGUAAUAACCGUGGACACCACCAACAGCACUUCAUUGUGUGACAUGUAUAUUAUACUAAACGAGGAUUUUUUUUAUAUGUGAAACACAAUAAACAUCAAAGUGCUUACUAAGGUAUUAUGGAAUUACAUCCUUUCCAUAUAUUAUAUUUUUAAGAAUUUUUGAAUAAAUUUGACAAUAUUU